AUCCCCGUGGGUGGAGGCAGGUUUGACGUGGUGUCCGCUGGUUUUAAAACGAGAACUCCCCGCCCCUCCACUUCACUCCGCUCUCCAAAAUAGUCUUUCAGGAAGUUGCAGAUAUACGGAUAAACCAUCUGAAGGUUGACGCUCUGUCCUCGUUGCUUGUGGUGUUUGAACUGUUGUGUGCAGUCUGUAGCUAAGCUGCAACAGCUGAAAAGCGGCAUUGUGUGUACGUUUCUUCAAGGCACUGUUUGGCUUCCAUACCAGAAUUAAAGUCACAGACAAGCAGUUUUCCCUGACUGUUCGUUGGGCUUGGAUUUCUCCUUGUUCAGAGGUACCAGGGCCACAUCCAGUGCCCUAGCUCAGAAGAAUGGAGAUGGUUAGUAAGACCCAUCAGGCGAUGGCAAAAGGUCUAUCGGUGGAUAGUGAGCUGACUCUUGAGCCACUGGUGAUGUGCAAGCUUUGCCUUUGUGAAUACGCUCCUGAUAGAAUGACCACUCUGGAGCAGUGCAGCUGUGUCUUCUGUACCCUGUGUUUGACACAAUAUGUGGAACUGAUGAUCAGAGAAGGUUGUGGAUCUACGGUCACGUGCCCUGAGCUGGGAUGUCCUAAAAAUGGUGUCUUACAGGAUGCAGAGAUUGCUUGUUUGGUUCCAGCUGAUCUGCUUCAGCUGUACCAGCAACUGAAAUUUGAUCGAGAAAUCCAUCUGGACCCUUCCAGGACAAGGUGCCCCAGAGUUCAGUGUCAGGCUGUAUGCCAGAUUGAGGCAGGUGAUUCUCACCAGGCAGUGCCAGUUCAAUGCCCCUCCUGUUGCAUACAGUUUUGCUCCAUCUGCAAAGCCAGUUGGCAUCCAGGGCAAACUUGUCAAGAGAGCCAGCCCUUCCUGCCUUCAAAAGGAUCUGAUGAUGGUGUUCUCGUCAGCCAUGACAUGGAAGCUUCCAUCAAGCAGUGUCCUGUAUGUCAUAUCCUCAUAGAACGAAAUGAAGGCUGUGCCCAAAUGAUGUGCAAAAAUUGCAAGCACACCUUUUGCUGGUAUUGCCUUCACAAUCUGGAUAAUGACAUUUUCCUGAGACACUAUGACAAAGGACCAUGCCGCAAUAAACUCGGCCACUCUAGGGCUUCAGUCAUUUGGAACAGAACCCAGGUUGUAGGGAUCCUCUUUGGAUUAGGUCUGAUUGUACUGGUCACAUCUCCACUUCUCCUCCUGGCCUCACCCUGCAUCCUCUGCUGUGUCUGCAAAUCCUGCAGGAUCAAGAGGAAACACGACCGUCCACCACCUUCUUAAAUUGGAAGAACUGCCUGAUCCCGUCUUCCUUCGGUGCCAAGCUACCUCUCUUCACCUCGUCAUUCCUAAGGGUGAUAUGGCCACUGGAUCAGUGCUAUGAAAGAACAUCCUGUAGGGGGUUGAUUGGGACAGAGGUGAGGGUGCUUAGCAUAUAGUAACUGAAUCAUGCAAGCAAAAUGGAUUUAGUGGAUGCCUUCUGGCAAUAUUGUCCAAACCAUCUUUAAAAUCCAAGCUGUUACAGCCUCUGUUGCUUCAUAAUCCAAGGAUAAUUGUGUGUUUUCAGCUGUUUGUUAGAUGGCUUUUUUUUUGUGAGAUUUUUGCCAUUAGACCUAUUGUCCAUCCACCAUGUCUGUUAUGAUUUGGGCUGACCUCUUAGGGACAGGAUAAGGUUUAGAAUUUCAGUUCCCCUAGUUCCCUUGAUACUGCAGUGUUUGCGAAUGCAUCUUGUUAAUCUACUUUUAAAAGAAAGCCUUGGGUUCUUCCUGGCACUUUUGAGGUUUGAGCUUGAAGGCAUUUGUAUGAGAUGAGAAACUAUAGUGUCUUACCACUUGGCCAACAUUCAGAUGCCUGGAAAAUGGUUAUUACUGUUUUAUUGGAGCAUUGUUUAGGUUUCACUUUUUCCAUGUGUAAUUACAAACCAUAGCCUGAUACAAUCAAAAGGACUAGUAGCAUAGUAGGGUGAUGAAUCCCAUUCCAUUUUACCUCCUAUCACAGAGGCCAUAGGAAUUUUAUGCAAGACAGUUUCCUUUCUUGCAACAUUUGGGGUCUACAAGGAAUGGAAAGAGAGGCAAAAACAGUUAGUAUGGCAAUAUGGAUUUUAAAGGAAAAUGCCUGUUGUCUUAAGUUGUGAGCUUGACUAUUCACAUUUACCACCGUGCCUCAAAAUUAAGGCAACUGAAUACAGUAAGCAGAUCUUCCUAUGAGCUGACAAUAGAAGAUGCUGGAAUUACUCAGCAGAUCUAUUGGGGGGGGGGGGGGGGGGGGGGGGGGGGGGAAGAGUUAAAAUUCCAGAUUUAAUGUUAUUUUUGGGAUUUUGAUCAAUGAAAGGCCAUUGACCUGAAAGGUUAACUUUUCUUUCUCCAUGGAUGCAGCCAGACCUGUUGAGUGUUUAGUGUUUUCUGCUUUUAUUUCUGAUUUCCUGUCUUGGCAGUGUUUUGCUUACAGCAUUUGUGUUGAGAAUGCCAUUUAUAGAAAAAUGGGCUAUAUUUUAGGAAUUGCAUAACAUUCAUAUAAUCCCUGGUUUUGGCUACAGCUGAUGUCAAAUUUGGAUUGGUGCUUAAUUAAUGAUAUGUCUGAUCAUAGUAGCAUGGCAUUAAAUGUUAAAAUCAGCCAGGUAUGUGUGCAAAAUUAGUGCAGUAAAAGGAUAAUGAGUGGAUGUUAUAUAAACCAUUUAAGGGUAACUUUUUAUAAAAUUGUGUUCUAUAUGCAGAGCUUUAUCCAGUGGAAAUAUUUAUGAGGAACUUGGGUGCAGAAAUCUUUGGACUCUGUAAAGUUUGCUGAUCAUUAUCUCCAGCUCUGCCUUUAAUGGUCAGAAUUGUGCCAGAAUUACCUCAACAGUGCUGAGUUUACGGCUGUAGUACUGCCAAAUUUGACUAUGACUUCUCUCUUUUUCUGGGCAAGAGAGUCCAGUUUUUUGUCUGAUACCUUUUCAGUGAGCAGUAGAGGCUUACAGGCUGCUGUAUGGAUGAGCCCCCUUCCUUUGUAUGUAUCGUCUCAAAAACCUAUUCAUUUAAAAGCAGGGACCUUGAUAUUUCAAGGUCCAAAUAACAGUAUGUUGGCUGUGGUUCAGCUGGUACUGCACUUGCCUCUAAAUCAGAAGUUUAUGGAUGGGUUCAAGUCCCACAAUUACAGUCUGGUUCUAACUCUGGGUUACAUAGUGGGUUUCACGGUGAUGUUUUAUCUUUUGUAUUUAAGAUCUUGCGUAUCAGACAUUAUGUAUUUACAGGUCAAAAUGUUUGCACAAUUAGAAAUGGCUCAGGAAUGGCUGCCUGUGCUGGUGUUCUUAGCACUUUCUCUAAUUGUAGAGACUGGUUGUCAGUGUCGUCAGACAAAGAUUUGGAGCUUUAAAAUUACGCUACUUGAAGAAUUUUUCCUAAAUGUCAAAAUGUUAAAUAAACAGUAACGGUGUUCAGCUUUCCUAGGGCUGGACAACUUAACUGCUUUUCUAAAGCAAUGACCCCAUUAGUGUGAAUCUGGAUGGAUCUUAGGUCAGUGAUGCCCAGCAUUCCUGCUUCUACUGGAAGUAUUUGUUUCAAGGGCCUGUCAUAAACAAGGGCACAAGCUCAUCGUCAACUUAGAGCCUAUAUCGGGAUGUUUAGCUUGCUACAGAGGGCUAUUGAUGUCUGGAGAGAACAGGAAGGAAGGUUGGCUGAAAUAAAGAUCGCAGGAUUCAUUUAAGAAACAUCCAUACUCUGCAAACUAUAAUGGUUUGUAGUCUUGAGGAAUGAGAUCCACUGAGUAGAAUGACAUUAUAUAGGGUGAAAUAAACUAAAGAGCAGGACUGAGAUAUAGCAGGGUCUACAGGAGGCAGCCUGACUGCAGCAAUAAAAUUUGAGUAUCAUAUUGACGUGGUUUGAAUCUCAAGCAUGCUACAUUCUUGAAACACACUACAGCCUGCAUUGCUUUGUGCAAGGGGUUUUACCUUGUCUUCUAUGUGUUAUUAAAUGUCAUUGUGGCAGGAGGCCAGCUCCACAAGUUGACUUGACUUGAUGGAGAUUAGUUUAACUGUGUGUUUAGCUAAUGCAGUGGGGAACUUCAGUGUAGAAACUGUGAUGGUUUGGGUUGGGAGGGAUGCAAAAUUGAUUUAAACAAAAAAUCAAAACAGCUAGCUCAAGAAAAGGCACAGCUAGGAUGGGCGACAGCUUGCUUCUAGAACGUGGGUGGGUCAUUUAAAAUGGAGAUUAAAAUAUUUAAGUUUAUUCUAGUUAGCUAAGUUUUUUUUUCCCGGUUUUGGGAAAGCCAAUUUCUGACUGAGAUGAGAACUGCAGAGUACAGCAGGUGGGUGCCUGCAUCUGAAUUUCCUGACCUCAGAAUAUCUCUGACCCUCCCCUAACAUCAAUGACAUGGAGUAUCUGUGCUGUGAGAUUCCAUUCAUCCCUGAUUCUUUGUCCUGAUUGGAUUAGCCUCACUGUCCUGUUCUUGUCCUAGUUCCUGGUGUAAGUUGCACUAGUGCAGAUUCCCUGUCAUUGUUGCAUGGGGAGUCCAUGUCACAUUUGUGAUAUUUGGUUUCUCCCACACAGCAGGAUGGUGCAAAAUAGGGCUUUGGAAAUUGGGCCAGGCAACUUCAGUCCAAACACCCUGGUCCCUAAUUUGCAUCUAAUUUCAUUGCUAUGCAUAUCAAUAGAACUUCUAUAAAUUUAAUCAGACUCAUAGCGUGGCUUAAUUUUGUACUUUUGGAGGCCAUCAUCCUAUUUGAUAUUGGCAAGGGUGGCAUUUAUGGGCCAUCACUACUACUUCUUGAGAGUGUUAAUAGUAAGCUGUAGUCCUUUUGUUGAAUGAUCUCCCAUAAUCCUGGGAGGUAAUGAGGUCCAGAAUUUUGAACCAUUGACAGUGAAGGAACAGUGAUGUUUACCCGAAUGUGGAUGGUGUGUGAUUGGGAUGGAACAUAGAAGAACAGGAUGACAACUGUGCUGGAGGUCACAAAUCCAGGUACUUGUUCCAUUCCAACUGAGGGGUGUGGAUAUAAUGAGGUUCAUGUUUAACUAAACUCUUAUAUAUCCGAAUGUUGCUGAAAUUCGUGAUGGUGGGGAGAGGUGAAGAGGGAUGUCUGUAAAUUGGACUUCCCACGUUCAUGUUGCUCUUUGUUUUGUAUGUAGGUCAUUCCUUUCUCCCCGCACUCUACCCCCAUCCCAUCACCCAUGUGGGAACCAGGGUGGGGACCUAGUUGGGGAGAGCAGGAAGAGUGUGAUGGAGCAGAUCUUGAGGAAUUCCUUUUGAAUAAGUGCUUUGUGAACCAAGUGGUCAUCAUUGUACAAGUAUGUGGAAAAAGCAGUUUUAUAAUCUGCUUGGAGAAAGAAAGUCACACAGGAGCCCACACACCAUUCUGGUAAUGGAUAUUAUUUCCCCAUGCACUUCCCAUUGUCUUUACCUACCUAGGAUUCUUUUUUACACCAAGGGGGACAACUAACAUCCAAAGAAUCGUGUGUCUGUGGUGGAGUUUCCAGCUCUGAUUGGAUGUUUUCCUGGAGGUUUCACCAAUAUAUUUUGGGUUCAACAGCCAGUUCAAACCACCUUCCUUCCCCAUAUCCCAUAUCCCCCAACUGAAUGGGGAGAAAAAGUUGGUCAAAGGAAACGGGGAUGGGGGGGGUGGGGGCAGCAAAAACCAUGCUACCUUUCUACUGUCCUAGUGAUUUUAUUUUUUCCCGGAUGUUGGUCACAGAAUUGUAACAAUAUUGCAAAUCUAUGCACUUUAUAAAUGUAUAUAAAUAUAUAACUCUAUGUAAUUAUUCCAUAUUGCUGAAUAAUGUUAAGUUUGUAAGAAAAAUCUAGUUUGGAAGCUUGUGUAUAUUUUUGUUUGAUAUAAAAAUAAAUCAUAUUAGUUUG
Messenger RNA from Pristis pectinata (smalltooth sawfish), 5821 nucleotides. Its product is annotated as E3 ubiquitin-protein ligase RNF144B-like. Gene Ontology annotation, cellular component: cytoplasm; ubiquitin ligase complex. The transcript has 8 exons. Lineage: Eukaryota; Metazoa; Chordata; Chondrichthyes; Rhinopristiformes; Pristidae. The coding region runs from base 365 to 1279 and encodes 304 amino acids. Gene Ontology annotation, molecular function: ubiquitin conjugating enzyme binding; zinc ion binding; ubiquitin protein ligase activity. The record is from RefSeq and is a predicted model, not a curated record. Gene Ontology annotation, biological process: ubiquitin-dependent protein catabolic process; positive regulation of proteasomal ubiquitin-dependent protein catabolic process; protein polyubiquitination.